GUAAUUAAUUAAAGGUGAUGUCUCUCCUCCAGGUAUUCUGUUUGGUACUGUUCAGCUGUAUAGUAAUUAAUUAAAGGUGAUGUCUCUCCUCCAGGUAUUCUCUAUGGUAGUGUUCAGCUGUAUAGUAAUUAAUUAAAGGUGAUGUCUCUCCUCCAGGUAUUCUCUAUGGUAGUGUUCAGCUGUAUAGUAAUUAACUAGUAGUUUUCUCUCCUCCAGGUAUUCUCUAUGGUAGUGUUCAGCUGUAUAGUAAUUAAUUAAAGGUGAUGUCUCUCCUCCAGGUAUUCUCUAUGGUAGUGUUCAGCUGUAUAGUAAUUAAUUAAAGGUGAUGUCUCUCCUCCAGGUAUUCUCUAUGGUAGUGUUCAGCUGUAUAGUAAUUAAUUAAAGGUGAUGUCUCUCCUCCAGGUAUUCUCUAUGGUAGUGUUCAGCUGUAUAGUAAUUAAUUAAAGGUGAUGUCUCUCCUCCAGGUAUUCUCUAUGGUAGUGUUCAGCUGUAUAGUAAUUAAUUAAAGGUGAUGUCUCUCCUCCAGGUAUUCUCUAUGGUAGUGUUCAGCUGUAUAGUGAAUGAAGGCUACAUGAACAUCGGCAGCGAGCGGUUGCUGUGCGUCUUCAAUAAGAACGCCGAUGCCUGUAACUACGGCGUUACCGUGGGCGUGGUCUGUUUCCUAGGCAGCGUCUGCUUCCUGGUUCUAGACAUCUACUUCCCCACCAUCCACAGUGUCCGACUCAGGAGGAGAGCAACUCUCAUCGACAUGGUCUUCUCUGCCCUGGCCAGCUUCCUGUGGUUCAUGGGUUUCUGUUUCCUGGCCAAUCAGUGGCAGCAGACGACAGAAGAAGAGCUCCCAUUGGCUCAGGGCUCCGACGCCGCCAGGGCUGCUGUUGCCUUCUGCUUCUUCUCCAUCCUCACCUGGGUAAGAGACACCUGGGGGGGGGGUCUGGGUGUGUGCAUGUGUGUAAUGUGUGUGUGUAAUGUGU
Oncorhynchus tshawytscha (Chinook salmon) is the source of this 971-nucleotide messenger RNA. RefSeq names its product synaptogyrin-1-like. The transcript is spliced from 2 exons. The annotation marks the transcript as partial. The record is from RefSeq and is a predicted model, not a curated record. NCBI's taxonomy places the organism in Eukaryota, Metazoa, Chordata, Actinopteri, Salmoniformes, Salmonidae. Gene Ontology annotation, cellular component: neuromuscular junction; synaptic vesicle membrane.